ACGACAAGCGAGCAAGCAUGAUCCUCAAGUGCCUCGUCGUAUUUGCAUUGACUGAACGUGUUUUAAGUUCAACGGUGCUGGUGAGCACCAAGCCUACUUACAAAUGGACCGAUCCAUAUACUCAUGAAAAUUUGUUAUGUGAGAUGUGCGGGCAUGGUACAGUUGUGCUAACACGAUGCACCGCCACACAACAGACAGUGUGCAGGCCCUGCAUAGGUGACCAAUUCAUGAAACACUGGAACCGCUACACAAAAUGCCAUGGCUGCUACCACUGCGUAGAAGAUGAGCAUGAGAUACACCCGUGCAACGGCACGCACAAUCGAGUGUGUCAAUGCGACACUAACUAUUUCUUCAUGUUUGAAUUCUGCAAGAGACAUACCGAAUGCACCUUUGGGCACGGUGUGGUGAUAACAGGAACCCAUUAUCGUGAUUCAACGUGUGAAGAAUGUCCCAGGGGAUAUUUCUCUCCCACACUCUCUAGUACGGAUCGCUGUAUUGCACACACAAACUGCACUGAUGGUUUAGUGGUCAAUGUUCCAGGUAAUCGUUACCACGACACCCUGUGUACCUCCUGCAGUACAUAUGUUGGAACUACAGCAUGUGAUGACGCACUUAUUCAGUUUCUGGCACAUCAGAAGAUCGCAAAAAGAAAACUCAAAAAGUUUAUCCGUUCCCUUGUUACUACUGAAAAUGUUGACCAAUUACAUGCGGAAAUGUCAAACGGGAACAGGGGUAUGAUGUAUACAAAGUUAUAUCCUCUUCUGGUGAAAUGGAGAGGAAGAGUCCAGGGGAAGCAUGUUGCAGAGAUGAUCAUCUCAAAACUUGAAAAUGCAAAGUUGAAGAAUGUCGUAACAAGGAUAAAAAAUCGUUUUGGUGAAGUGUCAGCUGAGAUCACCUUUAAUCAUUUGCCCUGAAUGGUCCCCAAAAGACUUGUGUUUAAGGUCAAUAGCAUUUCAAAAGAGGGUUUUUAUUUUAUUCCAGGUUGUAGUUUGUUUAUUGGCCAUUGUGGGAUGCAAGGGAGUGAGAGACAAAACAAACUUGGUUUCCCACUUUUGCUGCCCAGUCCAUCAUCGGCUCCGAUCUCCCCACCAUCGAGGGGAUCUACCACAGUCGCUGCCUCAAAAAGGCUGGCAGCAUCAUCAAGGACCCACAUCAUCCUGGCCACACACUCAUCUCUCCGCUGCCUUCAGGUAGAAGGUAC
This is a messenger RNA of Amblyraja radiata (thorny skate), 1201 nucleotides long. RefSeq names its product tumor necrosis factor receptor superfamily member 6B-like. NCBI's taxonomy places the organism in Eukaryota, Metazoa, Chordata, Chondrichthyes, Rajiformes, Rajidae. The record is from RefSeq and is a predicted model, not a curated record. Gene Ontology annotation, molecular function: protein binding. The transcript is spliced from 5 exons. The coding region runs from base 18 to 914 and encodes 298 amino acids.